GCCAUUUUCAUAUCGGUUUAGCCUACAGGUUGCCGUUGAAUUUUUCUGCAUAGGAAAUACGUUGUGCGUGAUUGCAGGACGGAGUUAAAUUUUUGAAGAUUCUGUGUGCACCAUUGAAGCCAAGGUAUUGUGUGGCACAUAACAAUUUAGAAUAAGUAUUCAUUUGUUAUGGCGUCAAGGUCUCUUACUUCGCUUUUCUUAUGUGAAGACAUACCAUCGCCAACUCUCAACAUGUUGAACGACAUUGCUGAUCCAGAUGUGUUUGAACAAGAAAUAGGCCUAGUUCAAAAGCUUGACUUUGACUCGACGAACAGUGACCUGGAAAAUUCUCCGUGCAGUCGUAAGUCAAAUAUUUUAGAUACAAGCGGGUGUUUUACUAUAUCUGUUGGAACUGAUGUUGAACUUGAAGAAGACAAUUUUGACUUAUCUGCUGAUUCUUUGCGCGAAAAUUAUCAUGAACGUCGAGGAAACUUUGUUACUGCAGACAUUUCACCGGUAGACUUAAAGUUAAACGUCUCUUCUACUUCUAGAAAUACAUUUGGAAGGCCGCCACAUAACGUCUCAACCCCUGAUGUAAUGUCUAGCAGUGCCAACGCAAAAACAAAAGUAAACACUGAUGAUACUCCUCCUUAUAAACGCGUUCGUGCGUUGAGAUUGUUCGAAUCACCGCAAACACCAAAAACAUUAUUAAAGAGAGCAGAACUUCCUAGCAGUACAGAAACAAGAAAUUGUAUCCGAAGCCGAUUAUGGACAGAUUCCAAGGUAACAAAUAACAAUUUAGUUUUUCCAGGGUCAUCUUUCGAAAGAACGAAUAGUAAUGUUGGAAUUUCAGCAGAGUCAAAGAAAAAUCAUUCUGGAAAAUCUCGAAUUCCUGCAGCGAACAUUAAUCCGUUUACACCAACUGGAAUGAUGUUAGAAGCAAGGGCGAAAAAAAGGAGAAAAAGCAGCAGUUACAGCAUGAAUGAAAGUAUGUUCAACAAGAGUUUAGAUGAACUGUUCGAGGAAGACUGUGAUGAUGAAGAAGAAGAUAUUUUACCACCAAAGAGAAUUAACCUUUCGGAUACAAGCAUAUCCCGUUACAAUGAAGAAUUCCUAGAGCUCUGCCAGAUUGGAUCUGGAGAGUUUGGUAGUGUUUACAAAUGUGUUAAUCGUUUAGACGGAUGUGAAUAUGCUAUUAAGAAGUCAAGAAAUCCCAUUAAAGGUUCUUUUGAUGAAAAAACAGCUUUAAAUGAGGUUUAUGCUCAUGCUGUAUUGGGUAAACACCCGCACGUAGUGCGUUACUACUCAGCUUGGGCAGAAAACAGACAUAUGGUCAUACAAAAUGAAUACUGCAAUGGUGGUAGCUUAGCUAGUGCUAUAAUAGAGAACAGGAAGUCGGGACGACACUUUAGUGGGGAGGAACUCAAACAGAUUUUACUCCAAGUUGCUGAAGGAUUGAAGUACAUACAUUCUCAGAACCUUGUUCACAUGGAUAUAAAGCCAGGUAAUAUAUUCAUUUCAAGAAACAUGAAAUCGGUAUCUGCAACGUCCCGUGUAGGAGAAUCAUCUGAUGAUGGUUUUGAGGAUGAUGAGAAUGAUGAAGAGGAGAUCACAUAUAAAAUAGGUGACCUAGGACAUGUGACUUCUGUUACCAAUCCCCAAGUUGAAGAAGGGGAUUGUCGGUACUUACCAUUAGAAAUCUUGCACGAAGAUUACACUUUUCUGCCAAAAGCAGACACUUUUGCUCUGGGUCUCACAGUCUUUGAAACGGGUGGUGGUGGUCCUUUGCCAAAGAACGGAGAGUUUUGGCAUUCAAUCCGUGAAGGUUAUUUGCCUGCACUUCAUCAGUGUUCUUCUGAUUUUAAUAAAUUAUUAACACAAAUGAUUCAGAAAGACCCAGAACUAAGACCUUCAGCAGCUGCACUCACCCAGCAUCCUGUUUUAGUACCAUAUGCCAAUAAAACCAAAUCUCAACUAAGGAAAGAACUAAAUGCUGAGAAGUUUAAAAAUGAACUUCUUUCAAGGCAAUUGCAAGAAGCUGCAAGAUGUUUGCAAGGAAUUCCAUUGAAGCCAUCAACUAGUGAGACCAGACUCAAUAGGCUUGUUGGCCAGAAAUUUACUCGAAGCAUGAGUGCAACAAACUUCUAGUGUGUACAGAAUGUGAUUUCAUGGAGAAAUCACUAUAUACACGUAUAAUUAGAUGGGAGAUAUAUGCCAAUAUUAAAUAGACUUAUUUUUCUGAGUAAGAAAUAUAUUCAUUACCAUUAUUACACUUCUAAAUGCUUCUGUUUUGCUGAAUGGCAACUUGCUUGCAUAUAGUUAGUAAUGUAAAACCUUAAAAUAUAUUUUUAACAUUUGGAUACUUUUAUUAUUCAUCAAAACAUAUACUAUCUUAGUCAUAAAAUUGUUUUAAGCUUGGGGUUCCUUGGUUAUGAUAAAUGCUUUAAUGCAUUUAAAAUGUAAACACUUUGUUCUCUCAUGAAUUUUAAAGGAGUAAAGAUAGGAAAAACAAGGAUGAAACUAGUGGUCACAAAAGGGCAAGAUUUGCUGAGUUUAAAAACUUGUAUAUGCUUCUUAAGUGAAGUGAAACUUGCAUAUAAUUUUUUUGUACAGGUUUGUAAAUAGUAUGUAAAAAUUCUAGUUUAAUCACUGUUGCUUGCUAUUGCUAAAACGUUUUGUGUAAUGAUGUUAGUCUGAUUGUUAUAUUUCUUUAGUUUUUCUCCCCCCCAAAAUGUUGCAUGUUAUUGUUUUUUCUGGCAUGUCAUUUAGAAAAUAAACUAAAAGAUGAGACUUUAAAAAGAGUGUUGUCUUUAAAUAUUAAAAUAAUAAAAAUCUGGAUUAGUCAAUCAACCGUUAUCACAGACUGUUUUCCUUUUUGAAUUUUAUUAUACUAAAUACCUUUAUAUGAGGUUAUCUGGAUUAAUAAUGUUUUUACAGCUACAGGUAGUCAAAAUUGUCUUUUAAACACUGUUAUUGUUUUUUUGAAUAUUAAGUUAAAAAUCAGUUUGUGUUGGUAACAUAUUCUAACUGGAUUGGGAAUCUAUUCCUUAAAAGCAUUAAAAUAAAAUUUUCAGUAUACUAUUAGAAUUAGUGUCAAAUGUUACAUAGUAUGCAGUUGUAUAUUCUAUCUGUUCACAAUUUCAACAUUUUACAUACAGUGCUAUACUGCGUAGACAUUAUAUGUAUUUAUGAUGUAGAAAACCUUACUUAAAUUUCAUUACACUGAGUAUUUCGAUACAUUUUAACAUGAUUAUGUAAUAUGAAACACAACAACAAAUAGUACUGAAAUAGAUUGAUAAAAGAUUUAACAGUUUACUUAGAUUGUGGGUUACAACAGAGAUGUAAACAGUUUUGCAAUAUAGUCACUACAUAAAUAUCCAAUUCCACCUUCA
Messenger RNA from Limulus polyphemus (Atlantic horseshoe crab), 3371 nucleotides. Its product is annotated as wee1-like protein kinase 2. NCBI's taxonomy places the organism in Eukaryota, Metazoa, Arthropoda, Merostomata, Xiphosura, Limulidae. Gene Ontology annotation, cellular component: nucleus. Gene Ontology annotation, biological process: mitotic cell cycle; protein phosphorylation. The record is from RefSeq and is a predicted model, not a curated record. Bases 169 to 2127 code for a protein of 652 amino acids. Gene Ontology annotation, molecular function: ATP binding; magnesium ion binding; non-membrane spanning protein tyrosine kinase activity. The transcript has 10 exons.